AUGGAAAGCACAGCGGCCGAUCAAGACUCCGUUAUCUCGGACGCGUCAUCGCUGUCAAAGCGCGAGCGGAUGAAAACAUUUCUGAAGGAAGAGUUGCACCAAGCUGGCGAUGGACUCUUGAAAGGCAAGCUGAAGCUGGAGCACUCGUUGGGCUUGGGACAAAAGCCGAACGUGAUCCCGGCGGGCGAAGCGCAAAUCCACUCCAAUGAAGAGCGCGUGGUUGAAAUAGGCUGGCACCCGGUCGCCGGACUUGCCGGCAAAUGGUUUGCCGAGAAGACGGGCCUCGGCCGCUUGAUCACGGAGAAGAUCAACAAGUACCCCGACCCGACGCAGCACUGGGCCGUGCUUGUUGGUGGCUAUGUGCACCAGUUGUGGAUGGACGAGAGCCUCGACGUCAUCUACAUCAACGAGGAGCUUAAGCACGACGAGUGGCACACAUAUGAGGUCGGAAAGACGCGCUUUAACGACGAAGCCAUUCGACAAGCAGGCGAGAUGGUCAUCUUUAACAUGCGCCAGAAACACCCUGGCUACAACCUCAUCACCAACAACUGCCAAAACUUUGCAUUACUUAUGCUAGACGCCGUCCAGAUCGGCAAGCACCGCCAGUUCGGGUCCAGCUUUUCUAUCUACCAGCGAGCUACCGGCGAGGGCACCAUCGCCGAUCUCUUCAUCGAUAAUCCGUCACAGGACGAGGAAGAUGCCGCUGCCGCUAUGGACGCCGAGGAGGCUGAAGAAGGCGAGGCGGCAGGAAGCCUCCCCGUACCUACGGAAGAGGGUGCAGAGCCAAAGAAGAGCUACUUCAACAAUAUUCUCAAGAAGGCCCAGAAGGUUAUGGAGGAUAACACGACCAAGCUAGAUAGCCACCGCACGCUGCACUAG
Molecule: messenger RNA, 879 nt
Organism: Grosmannia clavigera kw1407
Lineage: Eukaryota; Fungi; Ascomycota; Sordariomycetes; Ophiostomatales; Ophiostomataceae
Exons: 4
Coding region: 1-879 (292 amino acids)
Source: RefSeq, a predicted model, not a curated record